UUAUUCCAUCCGGACCAAAUAAUUAACAGGUUAAACAACAAACACAUUAUCCACGUUUCGACACCUGGUUGCGAAUAGGUCUGACAUGGAAUCUUCGUAAAAGUUGGUUAACCUAGUCCUACUUCGUUGUUGUUCUUGUAUUAAAACGACGAUUGCCAUAAACGACACGGGGAUAGUCAGGUAUAAAUGUUAAUGGCAUUUUUGUUUGCAUGGUGGUACAACACGGCGAACAUGGCGAAAUUGCAGCAACUAAACCUUAUUUAACUCAGCCAUUACUUUACUUUUGCCUUUUGGUAGGAUGGGAGUGAAGGUAAUUCUGCAUAGCUGUAGAUGGGUUAAGCUAACAUUAGAUUGCAUUUAUGUACAUGCAAGGAGAAGCAUUAGCUGAAUUUAUUGCCUCAUUGUCCGCACGUUUAGUUUGUAAAGAGCUGAUUUUAUUGAAAAAGUCAACUAACCCUCGUACUUACAGCUAGGGUUGUCAAUAUGUCAUGUCGAGGAGUAAAUGUCGUAUCAUGUCGAAAGUGUCAAUGUCAUGUCAUAAAUGUCCGUAAAUGUCGGUAAAUGUCAUUGUGCCGAAAUAUAUGACAUUUAUGACAAAUAUGACGGACAAAUUGGACAUUUAUGACAUUUAUGACAAAUAAUGUAAAUAAAUCGCCAGACCCCUUGUGACUGUAAUCUGUUGAAAAUAGACCUCAAUUUACUUUUGCGCCUAGUCCGUGAAAAGCAUAUGCGGAUUUCGAAUUUGUGUCUCAACUUUUCUCCUGUUCGUUUAUUCAAAUGACGAUUUUGAAACCUGGUCAUCUCCGUAUGUUUCUUAAGUAAGAUUUAAUUGCGUCUUACAGUCGAUAAUUUCAGCAUUUACAAAGUUAAGAGCUUAGAUUUUUUUCUUGAGAAAAACAAAAUAGUAUAUCUGAAAUCUGUCAAAUUAAAAAAAAAGAGUUAAAAAAAUCAAAAUUAUAAACUCCUAACUUUAUAAACCUCCCUUCCUUUGUAAAAUUAUUCGCUUUUAUUAAUAAUAGCAGCAGUAGAAUCUUCUAAAAACACACGGCGAUUGGCAGGUUUUAAAAUUUGAAUACAUGGAACAAGGGAAAGUUAAGACACAAAUUCAAAACCCGAUUGAUACUUAAAAUGUUAAGCUCGUCGUUGGGAUGACUUCGAAAAUAUUAGUUUACUACAUAGGAACUAGCUUAUCAUCUCUCCUUCAAUGGCUUUAUUAUGUAGCAGCAAGCCACAAUUGUCGCCAAACUCUUGCUACUAGAGUAAUUUCAACAGAGUGAGAGGUUAGUUAAAGUUCACGAUUCAAUAAACUUUAGGUGUUUUAAAACAAGUUUUUGAAUAUAAAUAUCUAAUUUCAUGUUGGUUUACAUAUCAAAAACAGAUGGGUAGAAUUGAGAGUAGAAAGUAUUUCUGCUACGGUGGUUCCACGUAUGUUCGUAGAGGGCAGUUUUUAGUAAAUGUCAUAAAUGUCCAAAAUGUCCAUGCCAAUGUGUCACGACAUGUCAUGACAUUUGACAAAUUGACAAAUUGACAGAUAUUGACAUUGACACGCUUUUUUAAAUGUCAGACAUUUGUGACAUUUAUGACAUUUAUGACAUGUCGAGAUGUCAUGACAAAUGACAUAUUAAUAACCCUACUUACAGCAACCCAACACCUCAUAUAUUAAAAAUAGUGAUGUGAAAUUCAACCCUUGUCGUCAUACAUGUUCGUUUGUUGUGAGAUCAUAUCCGUCGUUUAAAUAAGAGACAGUUCUCCCAUGAAAAAACGUAUUUUUCCUGAAAUAAGUCUUGUGAUCCUCAGAAUUACUAAAAUGUGAACGUUGUUUCAAAUAAUAAUUAAAGUGGACAUUAAUAUUCAGCCUCUGCUCCAGUGUGGAAAUAAUUUAGCAAAGAGUUUUAACAGCUAUUGUACAUGCAGUUGGUAACUUACCUACAUUUCGUUCGAUUACUUACCUGCUGUAAAUACGAUUACCUAUAUCACGCCAUGCUGCACAUACUUUUGCAUGUUUUAAAAAAUACAUGAGAAUCAGAGACCAAUUUAAUUUUACUUGCUAAUUUUCCAUCUCACAUGCUCAACUCUGGUAAAGAUCCAGUUACAAAGACUGAUAUUGGAUCGUAUGAGUUGGUUAAGAUUUAGUUUCUUUAUUAUUAUUAUUAUUCAUCUCCACGAUCUCAAACUAGCUAUGGAUUAGCUUUGCAUGAAAAGUGAAAAAGGAAUCCAUGCUGGUUCUAUAAAUUAAUAUAUUUUAAUAAUUUAAAUUAAUCAAAGUUGGAUUAAAAAAUUUUGGACCAGACUGUGAAUUAAUUCGUCACUUUAAGCUCAUGCAGCCCUUGAACCAAAGUCAAGCUAAAAUUUAACUAAUCGUAAAUUGGUUAAUGUUGUGUGGACAUUCCUCGUGACAUAAAUCCAUAAAAUAAGAAAUUAACCUGAUCAUGCGUUGGUUUGGACUAGUUUUAAAUAAACUUUUAGUGAAAAAUGGACUAAAAAGUGACAGUGAAUGUUGAACAAGUUGCAUUUAAUGAAGUUGAAUUGUUAUGUAAAUCUUUACUUUUCCACUUGACGCUGACAUCAUAAAACUCUGAUUGGAUUGCAUAAGCAUGCAAUAGGAAAUUAAGUGCGGAUGUGAUCUUCGACACGUUGUAUGAUGAAUAUUCACAACUGCGAGACCUUGAGGACAAUUUUCUCUCUAGCACUGACUCUCCUCUUAUUGUCAGGCUUGGUCAAUGUCGUCUCUGGGUUUAAAUAUGGCCCCUCGCUGACAUCGCUGGAAUCACCUGUACUCAAAUUGGAGGACUAUCCAAAUUACUCGGUUCUGCUGCCCCUGACCAAGUCCAAGAUUACAGCGUAUCCCUACGAAUUAGCGCAGGAAGACGCGAGAUGGAGAGAUAUCAAAGCGAUUGUCAAAGCACCGGAAGGAUUCAGGGUCAUGAUGGUCGUUCAAGUGCUUUACCUUGGAUUGGGAUAUGACACAAAGUUGGAGAAAGACGUGGGGUUAAAAGGCUGCAUUGAUUCGAUUCAAAUUUUCGAACAAGGAGACCUGAUCGAAGAAAUUUGUGGCAGUGUAAACUACACAGAUAAAUCUGCACAUCCAAAAACCCUGACCGGACCAAGAACUUUUCUCAGUAAAGGAAGCUCGAUUAUUGUUGGGCUACAAUUUGCCAACCGUCUUCGCCAAUCCACUGAUUCCCACUCACUGCAUUUGGAAUACAGACAUAAAAUUGACAUUUGGAGUCGCAAAUUUUCGUUGGGAAUCGCAUUUACCGCUUUUAAACAAUGUGACGAAGUUCCCAAAGAAGAAAAAUUUCAUCCCUGUGACAGCUUAUCAGAGGAAGAUGAAUCCCACUUUAUCGGAAAUUGCAUCCGCGCCAGCCUAUUUUGUGACGGUGUGAUGAAUUGUGCCAACGAUUUUGACAAUAAUCAGACCAUUGGAAGCGAUGAGGACGCACAUUACUGUGAAUCACUGCAAAAUUCUAACAAAAACGACGAGAUUUCUUCUCCAAUCAAUUUCAAGCCACAGGAUCGAUACGUCCACGGUCAUGAUGACACCUUCACGGCAACGAAUGUAGGAGAAAACCAUCACAGCAAUAACUUUCACCACACUGAGCUUACACUUGGUCCGUCCUCAACAGUUUUGCUAAUAGUGCUUACAAUCUUGUCCGUAAUGAUUCUUGGAGUAAUUGUCCGUCUUUGUUGUACGAAAUGUGUCGGAUCUCCGCACCAUGCGCCAAGGUUAUCAACUGCUUCAGAAACUGCUUCGAGCGGUAGCGUCUGGACAGUUUCACCGUCGUGUUCGAGCCGCAUUUCAUACCAUAGUAGUAACAGUGUCGGGAGGAAUGCCAAUUUUCUCCCAAGUUUCAUUUUUCACAGUCAGUGUUCAAGAUUCGACCCAGGGAAAGAUCUCCCACCCUCGUAUUAUGACUUGUUUCCAGAAGAAACGCCAAAGUCCGCCACGGGAACGGAACUUCAAAUGACCUCAUUGCCUACGUCAAAUAAUGAUGAUAGUAAUGUUACUAAUAUCAUAAUAUCAGAUGAUAAUAUCAAUUCUAGUGCAAAUUUGAUUGAGGAAACUGUCCUAGAAAAUUUGGAUAAUAAUAACGAGCCAAAACUUGCAGAAAAUUCAAUACCAGAAAAUACACGAAAUUGUUAAUUUCGGUGUCAUAUUUGACAUUUUGUUAACUAAAACCCUGCCAAAUUUGACACGAAAUGAUGAUAAUGUUGAUAAAUUUACGUCACCAUUUAAAUAAUUCUAGUCAUUAUUCAAGUGUAAGGUUUAUAUGUAAAUACGUAAAAAUGGUCAUACUACAUUUUCCACGCGUAACAGAAGGAAGCACUGACAAAUAAAGAGACAUUAGUUUGA
This is a messenger RNA of Folsomia candida, 4354 nucleotides long. RefSeq lists its product as uncharacterized. The record is from RefSeq and is a predicted model, not a curated record. The transcript is spliced from 4 exons. Bases 2639 to 4144 code for a protein of 501 amino acids. Lineage: Eukaryota; Metazoa; Arthropoda; Collembola; Entomobryomorpha; Isotomidae.